AUGAGCGCCUCGAUCAUCCUCCCGCUGAAGGGCACAAAGCCGGCGGAGCUCUCAAAUGCGCUCCUCUCCUACUACGCGGAUGUCACGAAAUCGCGGCCGCCUGAAGCUGCGGCCGCAGCGGCCCGCACGCUCGACCAGGUGCGGGAGCGGCUGUCCUCCAUCAAGGCGUUGAGCGACACGACGGCGGACGCGGCGGCGACAGAGCUGCUUGCGUACGAGCGGCAGCUCGCCGCACUCGCCCGGCGGCUCGACAACGCCGGCGCGGCGCUCAACGUCCGCUUCAUCUGGCGCGACGCGUUUCGGCCAAAGCAAAAGGUCGAGAAGGGCGACCUCGACUGGGAGCGGGUGUGUACGCUCUUCAACGCGGCGGCCGCGCUCGGCUACGCGGCCAGCCGCGCCUUCCGCCGCGGCGCUCAGGCCGAUGCCUUCAAGCAGCUGCAGCGCGCCGCCGGCUGCUUUGCUGCGGCGCACGACAUGGUGCGUCCGGCGAUCUGGGGUCUGGACCCGCGGUGGGAGCCGGCGAGCCUGUCACCCGACCUGGGCCUCGAGAUGCUCUCCGCCCUCCGCGACCUCAUGCUCGCGCAGGCGCAGCACGCCUUCCACCAGAAGGCGCUCGACGAGGGCAUCCGCGCGCCGUGGCGCGCCUCUUCACGGGUGCAGCUGUGA
Emiliania huxleyi CCMP1516 is the source of this 666-nucleotide messenger RNA. RefSeq lists its product as hypothetical. The record is from RefSeq and is a predicted model, not a curated record. Bases 1 to 666 code for a protein of 221 amino acids. The transcript is spliced from 2 exons. Gene Ontology annotation, cellular component: endosome. NCBI's taxonomy places the organism in Eukaryota, Haptophyta, Isochrysidales, Noelaerhabdaceae. Gene Ontology annotation, biological process: protein transport to vacuole involved in ubiquitin-dependent protein catabolic process via the multivesicular body sorting pathway.